This is a messenger RNA of Bathycoccus prasinos, 1374 nucleotides long. RefSeq lists its product as hypothetical. Lineage: Eukaryota; Viridiplantae; Chlorophyta; Mamiellophyceae; Mamiellales; Bathycoccaceae. The coding region runs from base 1 to 1374 and encodes 457 amino acids. Gene Ontology annotation, biological process: protein N-linked glycosylation. The record is from RefSeq and is a predicted model, not a curated record. The transcript has a single exon. Gene Ontology annotation, molecular function: alpha-(1->6)-fucosyltransferase activity.
AUGACGACGUUGAAGAAACAGCACAACAAACGUAUGAAGCGGAGACGUCGAUUGCUCGUUCUCUUCGUUCUCUUCCUCCUCUUUCUCUUCGUCUUUUUCCUCCAGCGAGGGACGGAGACUUUGUCGUACUUGCAAAGAUUCCUCAUCCGAGACCCGGGUGAGGACCCGUACGAGCACAACUCCAUGUCGCGUGGGGACGUGUGCGAAGACCGAGGGUUCCACUACGACGGAUUAAGCUUUUUAGACCCACACAAAACGCGCCUGAGCGGAACGGAUUUCGAAAAGUACGAGAGAGAGAAAAAUCUGUUCCAAAGUGCUCUGUGUCACCACCAGUUUAAGACGAAGUUUGACGAUAUGCGAGCGACGAAUGCGAAACCGCUGGUCUACGCGGACGACGAUCCAACCGCAGGGUUUGGGAGCCGAGUGUUGCGAGUGUGUUCGGCGUUCUUCGCGUCGGUACAUUUUGGACGACCGUUCGCGUACGCGAAAGUUGGACGGUGGACGUAUAGUAAGUGCGCGAGUCGCGGGAACGAUUGUUACUUUCAGAAAAUCACGAGCGCGCGGACGGAGUACGAGACGCCGGAAGGGGUGUACCGAGGCGAAGGGGCGCUGGUGAAGGAAGAGGAGAAAGACGAGGAGUUGAUUUGGACGCGAGGGAGUUUGGAUGGGUUUCAGAAGGAGCACAACGCUGGAAUUGGGUGGAUGAAAGAUUUGAAAAAGGCGUUAAACGGGUUCGAGAUGCCGAGCGGGAGAGGCGGAUGUUGGGUCGUGUCGCAGUUUUUGUAUUACAUUUUACACCCGAACGAGAAAUUAGAUCGAGUGUUGCGAUUGGAGAAGAAACGGAUGGGGUGGGAAACCGAGGAGAGAAGAGAACCGGUGGCGGCGAUUCACGUGCGACACGGCGAUCGCGCGCAGAGAGGCCACCAAGGGUCCAACUUGCAAAUCGAACAGUUUUUAGCGCGCUUGCGAAAACUCGAUCCGAAGUGUAAGAAGGUUCUGUUGAUGACGGAAGAUGGGGAAGUCAUCGACGACGCCAUCAAGAACUUUGGGAAAGAGUUUCACUUUUAUUACACCACGAUUCAGCCGAGACACAACGAUGACAUCAAUCGAUUGUUGAAAGAAGGCAAAUUAGAUCCGGAGAAUGAGAUUCACAACGCGCUCGUGAAUUUGUAUUUAGCCGCAGACGCGGAUUACUUUUUAGGCCAUUUAUCGAGCACGUGGGGGAGAGUUGUUUUACUGUUAUCGUACGGCAAGUACGGGUGCUUCCAAAAGAUGGACCUGAUGGAAUCCACGUGGAAAAGUCGAUGGGGAUUUAGUUCGUGUUCCACCGAGGAGUGGGAAAAAGAAGCGAAGAAGUUUGAGUGUAGAAACUAG